Molecule: messenger RNA, 201 nt
Organism: Linum trigynum
Lineage: Eukaryota; Viridiplantae; Streptophyta; Magnoliopsida; Malpighiales; Linaceae
Source: the annotation of a GenBank genome assembly
AUGGAUUUUUUGAGGUUGGCAGAGGAGGAAUCGACGAUGGAGUUGGAGCGGUCGGGGGAGGAGAAGAAGAAGCGCUGGGAGGCGUAUACAGUGGCCAAGUCGGGCUCGACGGAGGAUGAGGUUGAGGAAGCGGAGGAGACCGGCGGUAGCGGCAUUGGGGGUUGGGGGUUAAGCAAUCCGAUCUGGCAAAUUUUCCGGUGA